This is a messenger RNA of Ceratina calcarata, 907 nucleotides long. RefSeq lists its product as uncharacterized. The record is from RefSeq and is a predicted model, not a curated record. The coding region runs from base 353 to 907 and encodes 184 amino acids. The transcript has 2 exons. NCBI's taxonomy places the organism in Eukaryota, Metazoa, Arthropoda, Insecta, Hymenoptera, Apidae.
UCCGAAAUCAUUUAAAACAACCGAAGACAUGGAAGAUACAUUUGUUUGCAACAAAUGUUUUGCGACAGCGAUCAGAGUAAAGAAGCCGUUUCAUUUGACGCAAUGUGGUCACAUUUACUGUAACGGAUGCAUAAAACAAGGCAAUAAUGAGCAACAUUAAACAUAUAACAAAUCCAAUGAUUAAUUUCUGUCAAACUCUCUCGUACUUUAUUCGUUAAUUAUUCUCUUCUAUAAUCUAGCUGAGAAAGAGUGUCCACAAUGUAAACAAGUAAAUGUAUUUACCGUGGAAUUACAAAAGCCGUUGUUAUCAAAAGUAGAAGAGUUAUUCGUUCCAUUGGGCGAAUCACUGGCUAUGUUAAACAGAGUAUACGGUUUUCAAAAUAAUCAAAAAACCAUUUUAAUACAACGUUUUCACGAAGUUGAUAAAAAAUAUGAUAUCUUGAAGUUAAAUUACUAUAAGUUGGUGCAAGACGCGAGCAAAUUGAAACAGAAGUACAUAAAUUUACAAAUGGAAGUGGUUGAACUGAAAAAGAAAUUAUUGUCUCACGACGUGCAAAAUAGAACAAUGCAUUCGAAUGAUACUGUCACGCCGGUUAAUGGUAUCAGAAACGGAUGUAAUCAAAUGAGGUACAAGCGCGUGUCUUACAAAUACAAAUCAAUGAAACAUUCGAUGAUUCGAUUCGCGGCUAUACUAAAUAUAUUUGUAGAAGUACAACAAGCCCGUAUUUCUCUUGCGGAACGAAUGGAACGAAUGAGUUAUUACACGAUUCAACAAGAAGCACGGAAAGCGGGCUCGCAAGAGGUUUCCAUAACUUUCGUAUUCCUAAUAAUCCUGAUUCCCGAUCAUCCGGUCCGUGCAGAAUGGGCGGAAUGUCAUCAGAUAGAUCAGACCGGUCGUCGGUCGUAA